UCCACACCUUGUUCUCAAGCUGUGCCUCUCUCUCUCUCUCUCUCUCUUUCUCUCUCUCUCUCUCCCCGUUGCUGCAUCGAUACAUCCGCCAUGAAUUUUAUCUUGGAGCUCCUGCUUCUCAUUUCCACUGCCCUCAAUUACCUUGCUACCCUUAUCUCCCCUCGUCAUGAUCUUCAUGAUCGUCAUGAGGACCUUACUUUCAUCAUUCGCCAGGACUACAGGCCACCCAACCAAGUCUACGACGCCGCCGAGCGCUACCUCCCAACCAUUAACUUAAUCAAUCCCUCCACCCGAACCAUCCAAGUGAGCAAAACGCAGCGGCAAGAGACCGUCAAGCUUGCCAUGGAAAGCGGUGAGCAAGUCCCCGACACCUUUGAGGACAUUAACCUCAACUGGCGUUACGUGGUCGAAACAUUCCGUGACGGCAGCGUAGAACAUCGCUUUGAGCUAACGUUCCAAAAGAAACACAAAGAAAAAGUCAUGAGCUCCUACUUACCCUAUGUGGUUGGUCGGGCCGAAGCCAUUAAAAAAGAGGAAAAGAUUCUCAAACUUUCUAACCUUACCAACUCAUCAGUGGAUUUGGAGCACCCAGCUACGUUCGAGACGAUCGCCAUGGAGCCCGACCUGAAGAUAAAGAUUAUGAAGGACUUGGACAGGUUUGUGGCCAGGAGGGAGUUUUAUAAGAAGGUGGGCAAGGCUUGGAAAAGAGGCUACUUGUUGUAUGGCCCUCCUGGUACUGGAAAAUCCAGCCUGAUUGCGGCCAUGGCUAAUCAUCUCAAGUUUGAUGUGUUUGAUUUGGAGCUUGCUAGUAUUCGCAGCGACUCUCAUUUGAAGAGCGUGGUUCUGUCCACUACAAAUCGUUCCAUUUUGGUGAUUGAGGAUAUUGAUUGCUCCGUCCAUAGUAAAGAUAACCGGUUCACACUCUCAGGCCUACUAAACUUCAUGGAUGGUCUUUGGUCAAGUUGUGGUGAUGAGAGAGUUAUUGUGUUCACCACAAACCACAAGGAUCGUCUCGACCCUGUAUUGCUGCGUCCUGGUCGAAUGGACGUCCACAUUCACAUGUCUUAUUGCACACCGAGUGCGUUUAGGAUUUUGGCCUCCAACUACCUUGGAAUUCAAGACUUCGACAGCCAUCGGCUUAAGGGAGAAAUCGUAGGGUUGCUAGAGAGCACAAAGGUCACCCCUGCUGACAUUUGUGAAGAUUUCUUGAAGGAAAAUGACGAUGAUGUUGAUGUUGAUGAUGAUGAUGUUGAUGCUGCUCUUGAAAGAGUUGUCAAGUUUCUCAAACUUAGGAAGCUUGAAGGGGCUAAUAAUGUUGAUGAGACAGAAACUCAAGAAGAAGAAAAAGCAGGAAAUGGACCUGAAAGUGAAUGAUGAAGGUGAUAACUCAUCCAUCUAAUAUGAGCUAUAGCGAGCCCCUUUUAGAUGGUUUUGGGUUCAAGUACUUUUGUUGGAAAAAUAAAUAUGGAUGUUAGAUUCCUAGGUUUUGUUUUGGUGUCACAUGUCCCUUUUCUAUUGGGUCCAUGCUUGGUGUUGUCCUAUUAUCCUAUCUGAUUAUGAUGUAAUCACUUUGGUUAUAUCGAUAAAUAAAGUAAUGGUGUGGUUAACCCUUUUUCGUUU
This is a messenger RNA of Prunus persica (peach), 1620 nucleotides long. RefSeq names its product AAA-ATPase At2g18193. NCBI's taxonomy places the organism in Eukaryota, Viridiplantae, Streptophyta, Magnoliopsida, Rosales, Rosaceae. The record is from RefSeq and is a predicted model, not a curated record. The transcript has 2 exons. The coding region runs from base 91 to 1374 and encodes 427 amino acids. Gene Ontology annotation, molecular function: ATP binding; ATP hydrolysis activity.